Molecule: messenger RNA, 900 nt
Organism: Drosophila persimilis
Lineage: Eukaryota; Metazoa; Arthropoda; Insecta; Diptera; Drosophilidae
Exons: 3
Coding region: 141-704 (187 amino acids)
Source: RefSeq, a predicted model, not a curated record
AAAACUGUACAAGGCAGGCAUAAAGAUGCUUAUUUGCAUCAAGAUGCAGACUAUUAAGUAAGGGAAAGGAUGGAAAAAGUGUUCUGGUUGUGCGAACAAAAAUCUAUCAAAAAGUCCAGGAAAAAACAUAUUCAACAAUAAUGAAUAACACGAACGGGUCCGAACCACGACGGCAGGGGCCACCAGCAGCGGCUGUGUCGCCCCGAGUGACUCAGUCGUUGGCGCAGUUCGAUGCGGAGAUUGAGGAACAAUUACGACGACAAGUGCGCGUCCAACAGCCACCUCUGCCAGUUGGACCGAGCGUGGUGCCCAAUGGUGCCUUUCCUGGCUCCCUCACACCUGGGUGGAACGACCCACCACUACUGAACCACGACUCGGUUCUGGGUAAUGCCAACAGUCGGCGGCCACGCAUAGAUCCACGUCGUCGCGCGCCCUACCCCAUCGAGGGCAAUUCAGGACUCUUUUUCCCAAACCCGGAGGCAGGCGGUGCUGAGCCCUCUUCUCGCCCAACAGCCAUGGUAAUGCCGCGUCAGCUGCCACUGCCGCCUGACGCAACCAAUGGCGCUGCACACCACGAGCCCGAUGAGGGUACAGUACCAACCCGUGGACGGCCCGCAUCAGGCAAUGCUGCGUCCAGAGUGCCCACAGCCGUGGUGCCACCUCGCAUGAAGAAACCCAAUCAUGCAAAUUUACCCCACUUUUAGAUCGUAAUCAAUUGAUGUAUCAUAGAAAUUUCAAAUUCUUGUGUGUAAGCAUUCGCAAACUGCGGUAGAAUGCAUUUAGGGAUUACGUUAAACUCCCGUUUGCGACACCUCCCCAGGACCUACGUCAGGAUGACACAUCAAUACUCCCUUCUGUAAUCCAGUAGAAUGCACGUAAAAAUAUACAACUCUAAUCAUA